This is a messenger RNA of Maudiozyma saulgeensis, 1755 nucleotides long. Lineage: Eukaryota; Fungi; Ascomycota; Saccharomycetes; Saccharomycetales; Saccharomycetaceae. The record is from the annotation of a GenBank genome assembly.
AUGUCUGGAAAUCUGGGGAAUCCAUUUAUGAGUAAUACCCCAACGUCAUCACCAUUAAAAGGGAAAAAUAAACUCACUGAUUCCUUAAGAGUCUCAAAGAGAAAUUCUGCAUCUCCUGCUAAUAGUAAUAGUAGUGGUGGUAUAUUAGGGAUAACUGCAUCACCAACGAGGAGACCUCGUACAACAGGUUCAGUGAUAUAUGCUGAUAGAUACCUACCGACACGAACAGAGGUAAGUCUGCAUGCUAUAUCAUCAAUUGGUAAUAGUAGUAAUGUACCGACUUUAACCAGUGUCGAUACAGAAAAUCAAGUUGAAUCACAAAGAGAACGUAAUGCUCAUGAAACUUUUGAUACUGUGUUAAAAAAUGAAAUCUUUGGGGAAUUAUUAACAAAGGAUGCAAUUUCAAAGGAGACAAGUAUAGAUAGAAUUAAAAAUACUACAGAUAUGAUACAACAAUCUUCAACGUCAUCUUCAUGGCUAGCUACACCAUCUCCAGAGAGAAGACGUCAACAACACGAUAUGUCUGAAAAUGGAGGAGAAUCAUCUUCAAUAUCUGCUCCAGUUACCCCAAGGAGAUUAUUUCCUUCAACGCAGCAGGAUGAUGAUUUAAUGUAUCGAUCUUCAACAAAUUCUUCUCGAGGGGCAACUUUAUUAAGUUAUAGUCAUAGAUCUUCAACAAGAAGACCCUCCACAGCAUCUUUAUUACAAUCACAAUUCUUUGAUCCUGUAUCUCCAGUGAGACCAGAAUCAAAACAACUAUUAUUAUCUCCAAGUAAACAAACUAGAAAAAUUUCAAAAGUUCCUUACAGAGUUCUUGACGCACCUUCAUUAGCAGACGAUUUUUAUUAUGAUCUUAUAGAUUGGUCCUCUACAGAUAUGCUAGCUGUUGCAUUAGGUAAAUCCAUUUUCUUAACCAAUAAUGCUACCGGAGAAGUAUUCCAUUUAUGUGAUACAGAGAUGGAUUUUACUAGUUUAAGUUGGGUGGGAGCUGGCUCUCAUUUAGCUGUAGGACAACGUGAUGGUUUAGUGGAUAUAUAUGAUGUUACAAAGAAAAAAUGUAUAAGGACAAUGUCAGGCCAAACAGAUAGAGUUUCUUGUUUGAGUUGGAAUAAUUAUAUUUUAUCAUCAGGUAGCAGAGAUCGAUCUAUAUUGCAUCGUGAUGUAAGAAUGCCUGAUCCAUUUUUUGAAAGAUUAGAGACUCAUACACAGGAAGUUUGUGGAUUGAAAUGGAAUGUUGAAGAAAAUAAAUUGGCAUCUGGUGGGAAUGAUAAUAUUGUAAAUGUAUAUGAUGGCACUUCAAGAACACCUACAGUGGUGUUUCAAGAACACACUGCUGCUGUUAAAGCUAUUGCUUGGUCUCCACAUAAAAGAUCAACUUUGGCAACAGGUGGUGGUACAGCAGAUAAGAAAUUAAAGAUAUGGAAUGUUAAUACAUCAACCAAGAUUAGUGACAGAGAUACUGGAUCUCAAAUAUGUAAUAUGAUAUGGUCUAGAAAUACCGAUGAAAUUGUCACUUCUCAUGGGUAUUCUAAAUAUAAUUUGACAUUAUGGGAUUUCCCGUCAAUGGAUCCAAUUGCAAUUCUGAAAGGCCAUAGUUUCAGAGUUCUACAUUUGACUUUAUCAGCAGAUGGAACCACUGUAGUCUCUGGGGCUGGUGAUGAAACUUUAAGAUAUUGGAAAUUGUUUGAUAAACCAAAGCAUAAAAUACCGACAAACUCUUCGGUUAUUUUCAAUUCAGUUAACAGAAUUAGAUAG